This is a messenger RNA of Pseudopodoces humilis (Tibetan ground-tit), 1044 nucleotides long. RefSeq names its product CD247 molecule (gene CD247). NCBI's taxonomy places the organism in Eukaryota, Metazoa, Chordata, Aves, Passeriformes, Paridae. Gene Ontology annotation, molecular function: transmembrane signaling receptor activity. The record is from RefSeq and is a predicted model, not a curated record. Gene Ontology annotation, cellular component: membrane; alpha-beta T cell receptor complex. Gene Ontology annotation, biological process: T cell receptor signaling pathway.
UCAUCUUCUUCUUCUUCUUCUCUCCCGUGGCCUCCCGUUCCCAGCACUGCCGGCCGGGCAAGAUGAAGUGGAGGAGGAUCGCCGUCCUUGCUACCCUGCAGGCACAGCUCCCAACCACAGAUGCUGCAUCAGUUCUUGGCCUCACAGAUCCCAGGCUCUGCUACGUGCUGGAUGGAUUCCUCUUCAUUUAUGCAGUGGUCAUGACAGCCCUUUUUGUGAAGGCAAAGCUCAGCCAGGCCUCUGAACCACAGCUGCGACCAGGCCAGGAUGACGUGUACAACAAACUCUCCCGCGCGCACAGAGACGAUUACGAUGUUCUGGGAGGGAAGCGAGGAGCAGACCCCGAGCUGGGCGGGAGACACCAGCAGAGGAGAAAGAACCCUCAGGACACUGUCUACACUUCACUGCAGAAGGACAAGAUGGGUGAUGCAUAUAGUGAGAUUGGAAUGAAGGGAGAGCAGCAGAGGCGGCGAGGCAAAGGAAAUGAAGGUCUCUACCAGGGGCUCAGUGCAGCAACCAAGGACACUUAUGAUGCUCUCCAAAUGCAGCCUUUGCCCCCACGCUAAGCGGGAGCCUCAGAGGGGAUGGGCAGGAGUGAGAGAUGCCCACCUGCUUUGGGGAGGAGAGAGGGAAAAGUCUUUUUCAUCCAACACAAGCACUGUGUGUUUUCUGUGUGCAAGAACCGCCUUGGGUUGGUGCACAGACUCUGGACCUGGCCCUUCUCCCUCUCCUCCUGAAUCAUGUAACUGCUUCUGCUACUAGAAUGUACAUAACUGUAAAGUUGUUUCCAGUUUUAGUGGGUAUUAGGCUGAUUUUUUUUUGGUAAGGUUUGUGUUGUGUGACCAGACCACACCUGGUAACAAACACUGCUAUUUCCAUAGCUCUUCCUUGUCUUCCAGAGUAUUAAGACAUGGACUUAUGGCUUUAUUGCAUUUAAACAAUUUGCAGAGAUAUGUGGGCUGUAUUUACUUCCUGUAGUAUUUAUCUUAAGACUAUUCCUCCCUUUUUGCUUUAAAUUUGCCUUUAAAAAACUGCUUCAGUGGA